Aethina tumida (small hive beetle) is the source of this 1254-nucleotide messenger RNA. RefSeq names its product elongator complex protein 4 (gene Elp4). Lineage: Eukaryota; Metazoa; Arthropoda; Insecta; Coleoptera; Nitidulidae. Gene Ontology annotation, cellular component: elongator holoenzyme complex; cytoplasm; transcription elongation factor complex. The transcript has 6 exons. The record is from RefSeq and is a predicted model, not a curated record. The coding region runs from base 91 to 1173 and encodes 360 amino acids. Gene Ontology annotation, biological process: tRNA wobble uridine modification.
GCGCACCAUGUUUGACAGUUACGGUGGCCAAAUGAAGUUUUAGAAACUCAUGAGAAAAUAACUUGUACAUACGUAUUUUAUUACUUUCUAAUGGAAACAAAGCCUGGCGGAAAUAUUCAGGGUACUAUUUUAAGUACGCAAAAUGCUCAAAUGUUGGUUUCGUCUGGUAUUCCUUCACUUGAUGAAUUAUUGGGUGGAGGAUUACCUGUUGGAACUGUUGCGUUGAUAGAGGAAGAUCUACAUGGGGCCUACUCGAAAAUUAUUCUCAAAUAUUUUCUUGCUGAGGGAAUUGUAUCAAAGCACUCAACAUUUAUAGCUAGUCAAGAUGUAAACCCAUUUAAUAUUAUUAAAGAAUUACCUGCUGUGAUUGAUAGUGAUCCCGAAGAAACAGUUUCAAAAACCAAUGGGACCAGUGAUAAAAUGAAAAUAGCUUUCCGAUAUCAAAAUUUAAGUGCAUCAGAUGGUUCAAAAAUCAACAAUUUUGGUCAUUAUUAUGAUCUAUCCAAAAAUAUGUCUUUAAAUGAUAUAGAAAAUUCAGAUAUAUCAUAUUGGAGUGGACAGAGAUUUGAAAAUGGAUCAAAUUCAUUUACGAAUCCGGCUUACAACGAGCUUUUGAAGUCAAUUAAAGACAAAAUCAAAGACGGCAAAUUCUUCUUGAAGGACAAUCCAAGUAAGAAGAACAUAUUGAGGAUAGGAAUACAUUCGUUGGGAUCUCCGAUGUGGCUGCCGCACAGAAAGGCUCUCCACUCGAUAGACAGUAGUCGGGACUUGGAUAUGUUUAUAUUUUGUCUUAGGGCUUUGGUCAGAUCGGCGUACGCGGUGGCCGUUAUCACAAUACCGACACAUCUCUACCACGAAAUAUCGUUGGAGAGAUGCAUACAUUCAAGUGAUAUUGCAAUGCGGUUGCAAGCGUUUUGUGGUACAGAAUUGGAGAAUAAUCAGAGCCUGUCGGAGUACCACGGGUUUUUUUAUUUGACGAAGCUGGCGGCUAUUAACACAUUGGCGUCUAAACAUCCCGGAUCUGUCGAAUAUGUUUUUAAGUUAAGGAGGAAAAAACUGCUUAUUAGUACUUUGCAUUUACCACCAGAUAUACAAGAAUCAACAGAGGGUAAAAAGAAUGACAUUCCUUCUAUGGGUUGUGGUGGAACUAAUAAGCAUUUGUUGGAGUUUUAAUGUACCUAAUGAUAAAACUAUUAUUUAUUGCAGAGUAUUAUAUUUUCUCCAUUGAUAAAUACAGUUUUGUUAUAAAAAGAA